Prunus mume (Japanese apricot) is the source of this 552-nucleotide messenger RNA. The record is from RefSeq and is a predicted model, not a curated record. Lineage: Eukaryota; Viridiplantae; Streptophyta; Magnoliopsida; Rosales; Rosaceae.
AUGCAUGAGGCACCUAUCAUACCCCAGCCUCCCCCUCAGAGACCAGGCAACAAGCAUAUGCCUAACACAGGUGUCUUCUGUCGCUUUCAUCAGUUCGGUGGCCACGAUACCGAAUCUUGUGUUGCCUUGCGCAACAUCAUUGAAGGACUUAUUCGUGAGGGGAAGCUGAAAAAAUACGUGCACAACCUCCCACCCCCACCUAACCCUCACCAACAGCAGAUCAACAUGAUCUCAACCAUCAGUGGUGGCCCUACCAUGGCUGGAACCUCCAGCAACUCCAUUAAACAUUAUGUCCGCUCCACCUAUGCGCACCAGGUCUUCAGCACUGAGCAGGGACGCCUGCCGAAUACACAAAAAUUAGGCUGGGCCCCCAUUACAUUCUGCGAUGAGGAGUGUGGCGUUAUCCUCCCUAAUGAUGACCCAAUCAUUAUCCACGCCGACAUUUCUAACUUCGACGUUGGGCGCAUCUUGGUAGACACUGGCAGCUCGGUCAGUGUGAUGUUUGCUGAUGCUUUCAACGAGGUCAAGGUCCCGUCUCAUUUGCUCGACUGA